CUGAAUGAAUGACUUGCAAACUUGUCUAUCCAUUAUGCAUGUCACUUUACCUUUAGUGUGUUCUUGAGCUCAUUCUCAGGUAAACACAGCUGAGAGGUAGGUCGGAAGACACUGUGUACCAAGGGAUAAGCUCUUAUCUUGAGGCAUCAAAAAAUGGAGCUGAUUGGAUCCACUAUGACAGCCACGUAUGCUCGGCCAAAAACCAGCCACUUCCUCCCUGCCAUCUCCACUAUGGCAUCCAGCUACCGCAACACCCAGCCGGCCCUGACCAUGAAUCCCAAUGCCAAUCUGUGGAGGACCAACAGCUACUACAAGAGCACCACCGCCGUCCCAUCGCUGUCGUCCAUACAGCGAGAGAACUUAGACCUGGUUCGAGCCAAGACCAUGUUCUACCCAUCCAACAGGAGUGCGCUGAGCACCCGCUACACCCCGGACGACUGGUACAAGUCCAACCACAGCAACUACAGGGAGUCCGAGUCGUCCCGGAAGAGCGCAGAGAGACUGAGAAAAGACACCAUCAGGCUCAUGCAGGACAAAGAGCAGCAGACCAGACGAACCCAGGAGAAUACCAGCAAGAACAUUGGCGAGAGGCUCAACGACAUUGUCUUCUGGAAGUCUGAGCUGAGCCAUGAGAUCGACAACAUGGUGACAGAGAUAGCAGCUCUCAAUGAGGUCAAGAGGAGGCUGGAGAGAGCCCUAGCAGAGACUGAGGGGCCACUUCAGGUGUCUCAAGAGUGUUUGUACCACAGAGAGAAACGGAUGUCCAUCGAUCUCGUUCAUGAUGGUGUCGAGAAAGACCUCAUAAAGGAGGUGGAAGUUAUCAAGUCAUGUCAGGAGAGGAUGAGGCGACACCUGGACAGAGCCAUCGCUCAGCUAGCGUCAAACCGUGCAGCCCAGCAUGAACUGGAGAGAGACAUAAGUGACAAAGUGAGAGCUCAGAGGAUAGACGACAAGUGUCACCAUUUGAGGAACACGUCAGAUGGUAUCGGCUAUUACAGAGGGAUUGACCGAGUAGACCCUUCAAUCUCUCUGCCUGACUCCUGGUCAAAGUUCACAGAUGACAACAUCCUGCUCUCCCAGAGCGAGCGCGCUGCCUCCCACAAGCUCAGGGAUGAGAUAGAGAUCUUGCUGAACACCACGUCCAACGAAAUGUGGAACCAGUUCAACAAUGUUAAUGUAGCCUUCACCAACCGCAUAUCAGAAACUGCUGACGCCAAGAACAGUCUACAAACACACCUGGCUAAGACUCUUCAGGAGAUCUUCCAGACUGAGAUGCUGAUUGAGUCUCUGAAGAAAGCCCUCAGAGACAAGGAGUGUCCACUGAAAGUGGCUCAAACCAGGCUGGAGGAGAGGACCCGCAGGCCUAACGUGGAGCUCUGCAGGGACAACCCGCACCACAGACUCGUGAGCGAGGUGAGAGAGAUCGAGGACACCAUUCACAAACUUCAGGAAAGGCUGAUGGAGGCCGAGAACACGCUGCAGACGCUGGUCAAGACCAAAGUGACCCUGGAACAUGACCUGUCCAUCAAGGCCAACUCGCUGUUCUUGGACCAGGAGAAGUGCAUGAGCAUGCGCAAGAGCUUCCCCAGCAUGCCCCGUCUGGUGGGCUACACCUGAAUCAAAUGUUUAGAGUGAGGGCCUGGGAGGGACCAUUAUAGUUGAGGUUUUAAUGCUGGGCUUGGCGUGGUUUUGACAAUGGUGUGAGUCAUUUGACUGUAAAGAACUUCACAAACAACGAUAUUAAAACAUGAUUAUAAGGUG
Molecule: messenger RNA, 1761 nt
Organism: Mugil cephalus (flathead mullet)
Lineage: Eukaryota; Metazoa; Chordata; Actinopteri; Mugiliformes; Mugilidae
Gene: tekt3
Product: tektin 3
Exons: 8
Coding region: 154-1617 (487 amino acids)
Biological process (GO): cilium assembly; cilium movement involved in cell motility
Cellular component (GO): nucleus; sperm flagellum; microtubule cytoskeleton
Source: RefSeq, a predicted model, not a curated record